AUGGUGAAAAAAUGGGUUCCAUCAGCCCACGGUCUUGUUCGUAUUGAAGUUCCUGCAGACCAACCCGCCCAACAAUCUGCCAACGCCCGCAGAAUUGUGGCCCGUUCCGCAUCCAUGAACUCCUUAUCGAGCCGGGCUAGAAACCAAAGACUUGCAGCAAAGUCCGGUCCACCGCUGUCACAAAAGAAAAGUGUGCAGGGCAUGUAUACGCAAAAGACUCAAAUGUCCGCUGGUCCUACUAUUGUGGAAGACGAGACUGAGGACAGGAAAGAAGCCGCAGAGCAUAAUGUCCCGCCUCAAUCUGACACUAUUGAUGUCAAGCUUGAUCCUGCAGAGACACAUGACGCUCCAAGGGAAGAGACUAAUGAUUAUUCUGAAGAUGAACGGGAGCUAGCUGAACAGAAGCUGGAGGAACUAGUCAGGCAGAAAGAGCAGGAGAUAUUGCAAUCUGUGCUGCAACAGCAGGAGCUAGAAGCUGCCCACUCAUUGGUAUCCGUGUCCAACGAGUCGGUUUCCAUUCAAAAUCCGCUGGACACAUCGAGUUUCUCUAAGGCAUCGCUUUCAGGAUCUUCCAAUGGCUAUGACGAGGUUGCUUUGGUCGAUGGGUACACGGGUGGCUUCACUGAGAAUCUAGACGCGAAAGAACAUUCAGGAACUACAGAAAAUGCAGAUGAGUCUUUGGUGACAGACGCCAGUGCUGACCGCACGUUCCAGGAAAGCGACACUGCCACUUCAAACACCACACAGGACAUGGGCCAGACGAUGGCGCAAAGACUGAGACCGACACUCGGGUUCCAGAGAUCGUCAGAGGAGCAGAUCUCCACUGCACCGCAGCCAGCCAGCGAUCCAGAAAUUCCGGCUCGCUCGUCCAAGAGACCAUCCAUCAGCAAAUUAGAAGACAUUGAUGGCUCCUUAAGUGCUACGGCGGAAAGAGUGCCUAGACCGGCUGCUGAGACACAAAAGAGAAAGUCUGUUCUGAAAAAUACCAACAGUUCUUCUAGAUUGUCUGUGAAUGAUGUGUCGGUUUCUUCCUCUGCCUACCUUUCGUUGGCCACAGCAGAGAACACCAGAUUGAACGCAAUGGCUUCGUCGUCGUCUCUCAAUCUGUCGCAGCAACCGCGAGCAUCUCCAUCGCAUAAGAGAGCUCCCCAGCCAGAAAGGGUUACCAGGCAACCUCCUAACGAGCACAAAGGUAUGCGGCUCAGUCUGCGCAGCACCCAAGCGGCCCCACCAAGAGGCAGGCGUGACUCUGUUGGCGGCCUGCCGUCCAAUAGCUCAACGCCAGCGCAUCUAGCAGCAGCUACGCGAGCCGCACAACAUCAUAAUCCGCAGCACUUUGAGCCAACUCAGACCGCAAAGAAACACGAGUACAAGGCUGCACCAAAGUCAGAGGCUCAAUUGCGUGCGGCUGAACUUUACAAAAAAGCCAACGAGAGAAAAAGUCGCCGCGAAUCUAUUCUUAAUGUUCAAUAUGUACAACAGGUUGGCGUAAAGCUUGAGAGGACCUCAUCUUUUGAAAAGAACCAGGAGGCCAGAAGAGCCAACAGGUUCACGCUGAGAGAUGAGCCCGCUUUUGCAUCUGCUCAGGAACAACAACAACAAGCACAGACAUAUCAGGCCCCAUACAAAUCGCGUUUCGACGACUAUGAUUCCGACGCUGAGGAAGGAAACGGACAACUCAACGGCAAGCCAUCUCGGAACACACUGAGAAGUAUUAGUGCAGAACAACCGCGGACGCAGCAACAGCCAGCACAGCAAAGGUUCUUUAGCGAGCAGGUUGCACAAGGCAAGGCUCCUGAAGAGAAAAAGAAGAGAUUUGGCAAGCUCCGCAAAUUGUUUGGCAAGAAUGCCAAGCAUUAA
Molecule: messenger RNA, 1860 nt
Organism: Ogataea parapolymorpha DL-1
Lineage: Eukaryota; Fungi; Ascomycota; Pichiomycetes; Pichiales; Pichiaceae
Exons: 1
Coding region: 1-1860 (619 amino acids)
Source: RefSeq, a predicted model, not a curated record